Molecule: messenger RNA, 1465 nt
Organism: Acomys russatus (golden spiny mouse)
Lineage: Eukaryota; Metazoa; Chordata; Mammalia; Rodentia; Muridae
Gene: Mall
Product: mal, T cell differentiation protein like
Exons: 4
Coding region: 478-936 (152 amino acids)
Biological process (GO): myelination
Cellular component (GO): membrane
Molecular function (GO): structural constituent of myelin sheath
Source: RefSeq, a predicted model, not a curated record
CCGCUCCUCUCUGUGACCUUAACUGCACCUCUUUCGUUUCCAGUCUCCUUUCUUGGAAAAAAUGUAACAGCCACAUGGUGGACUCUCUGAACUUCAGAGGUGUCUGUAGAUGACUAACCACACAGUAGGUUCUCAAUAAACAGUCUUUAUUUUAGCAAAAUGCCCCCUGCUUACACUCUGAACACAGAGAUCAGCAGGGGCAUGGCUGUCACUCAGAUCUCCUGGAGUGCUUUGGUGCUUCAGUCAAAAGUUCCUUAGGAGGGAAGGUCUAAAAAGAGCUUCAACGAGACCAGUCCUGUCCCCUCUCCUGCCUGGUCGCAAGCGCAGAAGGACCUGCUUCACUGGAACCUUUCUUUUCCCCUCCCAGGCGACGUACCUCCGUCCAAUGGGUGUGUCUGUCCGGCGGGAGGUGAUACUUGAACAGCUGCGGGGCGCGAGCGAGUGCCUCGGAGCAAGGGUGCCAGCGUAGGUGACAGCAUGGCUUCGGACGCACCGCCGGCCACCAGCUAUGCCCCGCCUGCGGUGCCCUCGGGGGUCGCAGCAGUGUUCCUCACCAUCCCCUUUGCCUUUUUCCUGCCAGAGCUGGUGUUUGGGUUCUGGGUCUGGACGCUGGUAGCGGCUACACACGUGGCAGAGCCCUUGCUGCACGGAUGGGUACUGUAUGUCUCGCUCACCUCCUUUCUCAUCUCCCUGAUGUUCCUGAUGUCCUACUUGUUCGGGUUUUACAAACGGUUUGAGUCCUGGAGAGUCCUGGACAGCCUGUACCACGGAACCACAGGCAUCCUGUACAUGAGUGCCGCUGUCCUGCAAGCAUAUGCCACCAUCAUUUCUGAGAAGGAGCAGAAUCACUACUACAUCAACGUUGCAGCCUCCUUCUUCGCCUUCCUCACUACCCUGCUGUAUAUCCUGCACGCCUUCAGCAUCUAUUACCACUGAAACACAGGGAGACCCAAACCCAGUGAGACUCAUCUCUGGAGGCUGCGUGAUUAUCCCCCAAAGAAAGUCUUGCCAUUUGCCAUCUGGGUGACAAAUCUACCAAGCCACCCACGGGGGGUCAACAGACCAUCUUUCUGGGAUGUACGAGGAGACCCAUUUUGGCAUUUUUCUCUUUGGAUGUUUUUACUCCUUGUGGUGACUAUGAGGAAACCAAAGAUGGCUGCCCCUCCCCUCUCCCUCUUCUGAACUGACCCCCAACCCCAGCCCCACUCCCACCUUCCCCAAACACCCAACCCAGCCACCCCCUGCCCUGAAGACCGCUGCCUUUUGGGAGUUUCCUGAACUCAGCUUUUCCAGAAAAUCAACCAUGAACCAACCCUUCACCCACCGUUCAAAAUGCCAGCUCUGCUGUCACACCUCUUUAGGAUCUUUUCGUCAAUGGUGCUCCCUAUUUUCCUCCCUUUGGUUUUUUUGAGACCGGGUUUCUCUGUGUAGCCUUGGCUGUCCUGCAUGCUUUGUAGAUCAGGCU